UGGAGCGCGGAGGAGGACGCGCUGCUCCUCAAGGCCAUCGAGGCCAAUGGGACGCGGAAGUGGAGCGUGCUCGCGUCGCACCUGCCCGGCCGGACGGGCAAGCAGUGCCGCGAGCGAUGGCACAACCAGCUGAACCCCGACAUUAGCAAGUCGCCGUGGACCGAGGACGAGGACCGC
Messenger RNA from Aureococcus anophagefferens, 177 nucleotides. RefSeq lists its product as hypothetical. The annotation marks the transcript as partial. The transcript has a single exon. The record is from RefSeq and is a predicted model, not a curated record. NCBI's taxonomy places the organism in Eukaryota, Pelagophyceae, Pelagomonadales, Pelagomonadaceae.